AUGGACCCCUCACCCCAGGCGGGCUCGAGCAGUGUCACCGGUAAGGAUACCCACCCCCCCCGAUGGCUUUCCGAUGGUAUUCUGGGGUACACAUUGCUCACUUCUUCGUUUCAAUUCCCAGUCGAGUAUACUGACCCCUCCGGCCUAUUCCCCACCGUUCAGUCCAUCCUUGCAGAUAAGCUACCUCUAAAGAACCUCCACUGGAAGUCGCCGACCCGCCCCGUUCGAUCCAUCGAGUCCCUCCGUAUCGGCUUCGUCCCUGCCCAGCAUGAAUCGGACGAGCGCAAGCCCUCUACCGACACGGCCAGCUUACGCCAGACUCCCUACUUGAAGAUCUACUUGCUCCGCUGUGACGACAACGAUACCUACAAGGCUACGGCGCGGAAGGCGGUGCGGGACUGGAUCAAAUCCCAUGCGACGACUUCUUCUUCGUCCAGCACAACGUCCACUAGCCAGGAGAAGCACGAUGCUUUUGACUGGCUCAUUGUACAUGUGGUGCAGGACGGAGAUGGGGCGGAAAAAUCUGCCCCUUCCAAAUGGGGUCGCACGACCACCACAGUCCUUGAGAAAGUCAAAGCCGACUUCAACGGAACUUCCAAGUCCUCUACUGUGGAUCGCGUGGCCCAAUUACGGCUUCCCAAGCAGGGCAGUAAUGUGAAGCCACCUGAGCUGGCCGAUCAGAUCGAAGACUUGGUUGAGAAGCUGAAGAACGCAAUUCUGGCAUCAUUUGACCUUCGCGUGGCGCAGUAUGAGGAGGACAUCAAAGAGAAAGACUCGCAGCGCAGCUUGCCUGGCUGGAACUUCUGUACCUUUUUCAUACUUAAGGAGGGUCUAGCUAGGGGCUUUGAAAACGUGGGGUUAUUCGAGGACGCGUUGCUCGGGUAUGAUGAGCUUGCGGUCGGCUUGGACACUGCGGUACAAGAACAGCUGGAAGGAACUGGAGACCAACAUGGGGGAGCAUUCCUGACUUACAGCAAGGACUGGAGAGACAAGGCGAAAUCAGCUCUGGAGUCUGAAGGAGAGGGAGCACGGAAGGACGAGGGUGAGGGAGAUGACGAACCCGAGCCCAUUCCGGAAAUUGCAAUGGAUGAUUUUCCCAUAUCUGCAACCAAAAAGCCGUAUCGGGAGAUGAUACUGGCCAGUGACAUCUCUAUUUUUGAUUUCCGCACCUACGUUUUCUCAAGACAAUUGACAUUACUGCUUAGGGCGGCAAAGGCUCCCUCCUUACUGAGUAAGGAAGCAGAAGCAGAUCCACAGUCGUCCAAGAAAGACAGGAAGCCGGAGAACCUACUGCUUCUCUCCGAAGCUUGUCAAAGAGCAACCGAAUUCAUAAGUCUUGCAGCACGGACGCUCAGGAUCGACCUCGAGACGGGACUGGUAGAUGUGGAAGCUGCCCGGAAAUCAGAGGUGGUGAACAAUAUUGUAUCAUCAUGGGCGUAUGCUGCUGCCUCCCAGGUGCUUUCUCAAACAUUUACUCCUGCCCUUACACUUCCUGAGUCCUCACUGCAUGCUGUCAACAAGCCAGCAGACGUCGCGACUCAUGCCGAGAGCCACCCAGAACUUCCUAGGCGCUCAAGUUCACUUGCGACUUCAGCUACGCCUCAGCCACGGCGUAUGACAACCUUGGGCAUCUUGCCUCCGGAUGCCCUUUCGUCUGUCCAUGCCCGACCAGGCUUCGAGGGCCCGAAGCUCACACCCAAAACCGGUUCCGAGCAAUUGGCUUCUGGAAGAGCGGAAUUGCUCCUCAUGGCUCGCCGACUCCUGGAGGAAAUCUCUGCAAGAUGCGGCUGGAAGGAGACGUGGAAUGAUCUCCAUCUCCUCUUCAAUGAUCGGGGAGCCGAUGCUGGCGAUAUGGCCGACGUAUCGCUUGAUGAUGAGACUUCACAGCCGGCAGAUAAGUCCGGGGAUACCAAUCUCUUGUCUGGUAUCGAUCUCCCAGGCUUGAAGCUAGCUCUCCAGUCAAGAAAGGCUUUCCGCGUGCAUUAUGAAGAUCUUACAGAUCAGAUGUACCGGCAUCACAUCGCUGCAAAUCGGACGUACUCAACCCAGGCCGCACUUGCUGACAUGGCCCUUAUACGUUACAGACAGAGCGACUAUGGAGCAGCAGCAUCUUACUUCCACCACAUUGCUCCGUUUUAUGGUAGUAAGAACUGGGUUGUGCUAGAGGGUAUUAUGUUGGAAAUGUACACCCGGUGUCUGAAAGAGCUGAAUCGCAAUGAAGAAUACGUUCGGGUGAUCCUCCGCCUUCUCGCAAAGUUCGCAAUUUAUACAGAGUCAAAUCUGUCGAAGCGUCAGAAGACACUAGAUGCGUCACAUAUCUUUGCGGAAAAUGCAUUGAUUUCUGAAUACGUUGAGGAGUUGUUUAAGGCAUCCAGUUCUCUCCAAAAAGAAGUCAUAGCCCCCAUGACUGAUUUCUUUGCGGAUAUCAACGUCAAGCCUGCAAUCUUACACUAUGCGGACAAGGAUGGGUUCCAGCUUCAACUUUACUUGCGAUUUUGCCUGGGAAAGCGUAUCGAUAUUGAUUCAAUCAAACUGCGAUUGGUGGGCGCGCACAACGCUCAGAGUAACGAGCAUUGGCUAGAGGCGCCUAUCAAAAUGACCAUCAAAUCGUCGUCAACGAGGGUGCUGGUGGACUCUCCGGUGAGCACGAUUCGCAGCUAUGUGUGCUGUCGCGGGAAGCAUGCGUCUUUGCCAGUUGGAUUCAGGGAGGCAAUAGAGGCCGAGGAAGAGGAUAGUCGGCCAUUCAUCUAUUGCUUUCCGCCGCCGGACGGCCUUCAGGCAAAAAUUGUGUCACCGCACUUUGUCAAUCUGGAGGAAUUACGGACGAUAGAGCUCGAAUUCAGUAGUGGAUGGAACGACAUCAAAAGCGGGACUCUUCGAGUAAGACCUGCCACGGCUGGUCUUCGAUUGAGAACUACCGAAACCGAACUGGUAGAGGGCGAUAUAAAGAUCGAAGCCCAUAGUGACUCGGGAAACAUUGAGUUCUCUCAGUUGAAACCCAACUCGUUUGUUCGGUUCCGGAUCCCUUACACGGUCGAGGAACACCACCCGAUGCUCUCUGCAAGGGCCGAAGUGGCAUACGAGACAGAGAAGGGACGGUUUACUUACUCCUCGGUGCACAACAUUAUUUCAGGCUUGCCAAUCAGUGUCAACGUGCAGGAUGUCUUCAAGGAUAGUGUGCUAUUCUCACGGUUCACCAUCAGUCCAGCCAUGCUGAUUCCGCUCCGGAUCUUAAAGUGCCAAAUCCCAAGCUCAGACAUCUAUGAAGUGCAGUCAAGUAUUGGCGACUCUGUGGCGCUGAAUGUAUUUGCCAAACAGCCAGCGUCCUUACUCUACAAGAUUCGGCAGCGGCCAGACAGCGUUCCCACUCCGGGAGCAAGACGGUCCCUGCGAUUAAGCGUCGAUUUUACUUGCGUCGACGAUGAAUGCCUACAUGCAGUCGAGCAGACAUUCAAGUCAAGCAUUGCAGCUAGCGAGUUUCAUCAGUACACGAGUUUGCUCACAUCCCACAUUGUUGAGACCUUCCGCUCACAGCUGUCGACCUCCGACAUGGAAGUUGUCGGCCUCGUCCGGGAGGUGGAAACACUGCAGUAUGCGAAUGCCCACUGGGAGACAUUGCUGAGUGCGUUGAAGGAACCAAUGGAUGGACUGAAGGCCUGGCUGAUGGACUGGCAUAAGGUAAGUCACUCGUAUAACCCACCGAUGGCCCCCUUGCCUCUUUAG
This is a messenger RNA of Aspergillus niger, 3723 nucleotides long. RefSeq lists its product as uncharacterized. Gene Ontology annotation, biological process: early endosome to Golgi transport; intra-Golgi vesicle-mediated transport. Gene Ontology annotation, cellular component: TRAPPII protein complex. Bases 1 to 3723 code for a protein of 1240 amino acids. The record is from RefSeq and is a predicted model, not a curated record. The transcript is spliced from 3 exons. NCBI's taxonomy places the organism in Eukaryota, Fungi, Ascomycota, Eurotiomycetes, Eurotiales, Aspergillaceae.